Bactrocera dorsalis (oriental fruit fly) is the source of this 979-nucleotide messenger RNA. RefSeq lists its product as uncharacterized. Lineage: Eukaryota; Metazoa; Arthropoda; Insecta; Diptera; Tephritidae. The transcript has 2 exons. The record is from RefSeq and is a predicted model, not a curated record. Gene Ontology annotation, biological process: embryonic morphogenesis. Gene Ontology annotation, cellular component: tRNA-splicing ligase complex. The coding region runs from base 157 to 540 and encodes 127 amino acids.
UAAGUAUUUUGUUCGUUAUCAACAAUAAUAUAAGAGAAUGACGCUUUUAUUAUUGUAUUGAAUAUAAAAGUGCAAUUAAAUAUUAGUAUGUCUUCAAUAUUUCACCAUCUUCAUUUUGCAAUUUUGUAAAAAAUAUGAAAAAGAUUCGCGGAGAAAAUGGACUACUUGUUUGUUGAUUUAUUAACACGGGAGGAGUUGUUGACCAUUUUAGUAGAGCGCCAACUCAACGUACCAAAUAUUCAGCAAAUGUCCCACGAUGAACUAAUGCGUUUAUACAAAAUGUUUGCGCUACCUCUAGCCCGCAGGGAAAGACAUCGUGUUAGGGGUAAAUUGGAAUAUAAUACUUCAAACAGGCAGCAUUUGAAAAAUAAUAGUAUCACUUCAAUGGAAACUGAUGAAUCGGAAAAUACUCAACUAUCUCCGACAUCUAUCGUUUCGACUUCCGAAAAGCCCAGGCUAUGUGGCUACAAACAUCUUAACCCUUUCACUGAUGAAUAUUUAAGUAUAGCAACCAAGCGCAUUAAAAUAGCGUGGUCUUGAAAAUUUUUUAAUUACUAAAUGACAAAAACAAUUUUUUCAUUUUAUGCUACUAAUUUUCAAAAUGUAGCAUCAAGAAAGAUAGAAAUUAAACAUUAAGGUCGUAUAUACAUAAGAAUACAUAUGUAUAUAUGAAAAAUUAUUAUGUUCAAAAAUUGUCUAAACAUAUGGAUAAAUACGAAUUUGUAUGAGUAUAUAGUGAAAAUCCCUAUUACGGAUUGUUCUUAUAACAGACACGGUUAAAGAAUCGGCACCAUGUCUCGAAAUUAGUUCAGAAAUGUUUUCUGCCACAACAACAACACAAUAUGUACAAUGAUAUAACAAGGCAACAAUUUUGGUAGUAUUUCGUUCAGAUUAUCGCUGUAAACGUACAAGAUUUCAUAAAAUGUAUAUGAAAAGUUGCGUACAAUUUGUAAGUUUUAUUAAUUUCAGGUGUUUUUUU